ACAGACGAUGUAAACAUCAGUGCCGCCAAUAGCUGCAAAAGGAAACUGUCGUUAAGUUCAUAUUCAGAUCUAGAAGGAAAUAAAAAUACUAUAAUAUUAUUAAAAAUGUAUUUCAUUGGCCUUCAUAAUACACUGAGGCCCUCGACAGGGAUCAGCCGAUUAUUUUCCAAUAAAGCAUGUAUUGUCAGAAACGAUUUGUGAAAUCAAAGCACAUAGGUGUGUUAUCAAAGUCAAUUGGUGAAAUUGUGAGUACGUGUGCAGAGAGUAUUGAAUACGUGUUCUCGAUGUGCUCGAUAAUACUAUUGGAUUGUAUUGUAUAAUACGAUUGUGAUGAUUGUUGCGUAUCAAGUGAAUUUACUUUCGAUACUCUCUGACUUUUCGCGAGUUGGAUCCACGUUUCGGCAAAUAUUUGGUGUUUGUUAGUUACGUCAAAAAUUUUGUGAUCGUUGUUCCUACUUGCGAAUUAAGAUGUAUGUAUAACUAACAUAACUGUGCGCGAAUCGCUAUGGAUAUAAAUACAUUAAAAAGUUUAAAACACUUGAUAAAAGAAGUUCUUGUUUGACGCAUACCACAUAUUUAUACAUUGUUGGAAUUCCUCUUUCUACACACAUAAGUAAAACUACACAAGUACUGCACGAUGGCAGAAAAGCACAUACUAUAUUUUGUCGUAACAUUGUUUAUGUUACAAAUAAUAUAUGGAAUAGAUAUUAAAGGUUUUGAUGAUACAGUAAUCUUCAAAGUGAAUUGGCCUGGACGUGAAGUGAAAGAAUUUUUGGAACCAGAUGCAGAAACAUUGAUGGUGAGAACAGAACAAAAUGAACAGUACAUGUGCUUGCUGCCAAAAGUUCAGGAGAAGGAAAAGAAUAAUGAAGAAAAUUAUGAUGGCCCAAAUCCUUUGGAAUUACUUGCACCUGUGUUUCAAUCUCCUUCUUCAUGUUAUUAUCGAAUCGAAUCCUUCUGGAAAUAUGAACUUUGUCAUGGGCGGCAUAUUCGACAGUACCAUGAAGAACGAGAAGGAAAGAAAGUGAAGCAGCAGGAGUAUUAUCUUGGAAAAUGGGAUAGUGUACAGCAAUUAAAACUUUAUGAAGAGCUUGAAAAAAUGAAAUCAUCAUCCGAGAAUGUACCAAUGAAAAAGAUAGAUGGAAUGAAUAUGCCAUAUCUUCAAAUAAAUAUGACAGAUGGGACCAUAUGUGACGUUAAUAAGAAGCCAAGAUUUACAAGAGUGUUAUAUGUUUGCUACGCACAUGGUAAACAUGAGAUUUCAUCUUUAAAGGAGACCUCCAUUUGUGAAUAUGAGGUGGUAGUAUUGUCUCCACAUCUAUGUAAACAUCCGAAAUACAAGCCUCAGGAAUCUGGUGAAAAUAUUAUUAAUUGCCAUUCUCUGGAAGGUUCGCCAAAAAAACCAAAAGAAUUACUGGCUUUGGAAGCUGAAAGUUUGAAAUUGAAACAGCAAAAAAUAUCUGAUGAAAAGUUGCAGCAAGUUUUUGCUGUGUUCUCCAUUGACAGGAGUGGGGAGGGUCAGGAUGGCGAACCUCCAAAACUGCGGGUUGAAAUUCAUCCAGUUGAGGUGUCUGUUGACACAGAGCAGGAGCCUGUGUCAACUCCUCAUGCUCCACCAUUGACUGAUACAUCAGCAGUAAACAGCUUUUUAUCAGGACAGCAUUGUAUUGUUGGUGGAACUGGUUGGUGGAAGUACGAAUUUUGUUAUGGUGUAAGUGUUAGUCAGUUUCACAUAGAAAAAGAUGGGACGAAGACUGUCCUCAAUUUAGGAAAAUUUAACAAAGAGAAACAUUUUGAAUGGCUGGAAAAAAAUCCACAUAAGCGACCAAAGGCCAUAGGGUCAAGAAAACAGGUUUCUCAUUUGUAUUCUGGUGGUACCAUUUGUGAUAAAACUGGCCGGUCACGACAGACUGAAGUUAAGCUUAAAUGCUCAGAAACCAAUGCAAGUCCAGGUUCAGUUGCUUUAUUUAUGUAUGAACCUAAAACAUGUGAAUAUAUUUUGGGUGUUGAAUCACCUUUUAUUUGUGAUAUCCUCCCACAUGCUGAUGAAAAUGGUAUAAUCAAAUAUAGUGGGAGUCCUGAAAGUGGAGAUGAAGUGACAGUGUCUGCCGAAGAAGAAGAGGAUGAUGAGGAAGGAGAUGAUGAUGAUACGCAAGAUACCAUUACCGAUGAUGAUUUUGACAUUCAUAAUAAUAGAAUAAAUGGAGGAGAUGAGUGAAGCAUCAAUGUGGUUUUCUUUUUAAAUUCCACUUUAAUUUUUCAGCUGUGUAAUCUGUCACUUUGCGUUAAGCAAAUAUUUUCUCUACAGCAGUAUGUUCACUGUUAUCAAAAGAACAAAAAAUGAGAAUUAGCAAGGUUUUGAGGUGGGCUUGAAAGCCUGCGAGUGUCACAUAAACCUUUUUUGUGGCAAGUAAAAUAGGGUGUUUGCCAAUGUUGUGGAGUAGGCUUUUUAUCUUAGAUAUAAAACAUUGUGUUUUUUUUGACUUUCAUAAGUACUUGAUGACUCUCUGCCAUAAUUUUUCCAAUUACUGGAAUGAUUACUUCCAAAUUUUGCAUGAAUAGUUACAAGCAGCUGAGAAAAACCAUAUGGGCUUUAUAGUCCCAAAAUGUUUUUGCAAAUUUGGAUACACCCAAACAACUUUCUUACUUGAUGUGGUUAUGCAAUGCUCUUGGCAUUGCGGCAGGACAAGAAUUGAAUGUAGGGAAGAAUGUAGCAUGAUCAUGAUGGGAAGGGUCAAGUGAGGAACGCAUUAAAAUUAAAACGUAUUUAUACAUUGUUGCUUCAGUAUUCCUCUAGAACAGUAACAUGUGCAAAAGUUGUUGCCCCUGAAAGUAUUGUAAAAGUAUAUUUGACAUCAAACAAUUUCAAAGUAGGUUUAGAAUUGUAUAGAGACUUACAGAUUCUCAAGGAAUGUUGUGCAUUUGGUAUGUGGGUUAUUGAGAUAUAAAUUAGAAUUUUUAUAGAUUUAUUUAUGGCUGAUAAAAUUAAAAUUAAAAAUCAGUUUUUAUUUUUUUUGCAUAAUCUGUUUUAAUGAAAAUGUAUUUUUUCUGGCAGAUAUGUAGCUUUUAAAUCUGCUCACCAGUCAAAUGAAGUGGUCGCACUAACAGUUAUGUGCACAUGAACUGUUAAACUUCUGUUUUGUUGUCAAGCAUUUCUCUGACUGUAAUAUAUGAAACUUACCGGUACUUUUUGUCCUACUCCUUCCUUAAAGCAAUUGAGAACAAACUAUCAGAUAUCUCUGUAUGUUUCUAUGCCCCUCAAUUAAGAAACAGGGGAUCUCAUCUUUCCAAUUUUUUCUGAUUGUGUGAGCUUUAUUAACACUUAUGUUCACUUCCAAUUUAUAAUUUCAACAACAAUUAGGCAUCUGCGACCUGCCACAAGAUCAUCAACAACUUGACUAUUAUAAUCAUUGACAGUUGUCGGUGAACGGCUACUGUGGCUUUGGUUUUCUACGUUAUUACAACCACUCUGAAAUUAUUUUAUUGUGUUUUUAACAAGAUAAUAUCCCCAAACUACCUCUCUUAUACCUCUUUAGAUUAGGGAAAAUGUCAGUAUCUUUGAUGCCCUUGUUAGGGGGAAAAUGAAUAAAUAUAAGUACAUUGGGCUUCUGUUGCUCCCCCGGCAUACUCUCUGCCCUCCUUCCCUCUUCCCCCUCACGUACACAAACACUCAUAACAUUAAAACUCAUGUUUACAUUUGAAUUAUGUGUAUACUUUAAAUAAAAAAAAUACUAUAGAAAUGCAUUAAAAAAUAUUUGUUAGCAGUUCUUUUCCAGAAUGAAAUAUUGGAAUUUCCUUGGCAAGAUCUCUGAUUAUGUCCUCUUAACAAUGUUAAUACUCUUUUUGUCAGUAUUUUAUUAUUUAGAGUCACAUUCAUAAUCUCGUCAAUGAAAAAGCAUUGCCAAGGGCAGAAAAAUUUAAGAUUUUCUUCUUCUUCUUCUUCUUAUUAUUAUUAUUAUUAUU
Molecule: messenger RNA, 3963 nt
Organism: Gryllus bimaculatus (two-spotted cricket)
Lineage: Eukaryota; Metazoa; Arthropoda; Insecta; Orthoptera; Gryllidae
Source: the annotation of a GenBank genome assembly